AUGGCUGUGGGCUGCCUGCUGGUGCUGAUGAUUAUGGUGCUGACCAGGGCAGGAGCAGUUCCUGGCCCCAAGCCCCUCGGGGUCCUCCCGGAUGAAAGGGGCUGCCACUUGGCCCAGUUCCAGUUUCUGUCCCCGCAAGAGCUGCAGGCCUUCAGGAGGGCCAAGGACACCUUUGAAGAGUCGCUCUCCCUGAAGGCCUGGAGCUGCCGCCCCCGCCUCUUCCCCAGGACCUGGGACCUGCAGCAGCUGCAGGUGUGGGAGCGCCCCGUGGCCUUGGAGGCUGAGCUGGCCUUGACCCUGAAGGUCCUGGAGACCAUGGCUGACUCGUCCCUGGGGGGCAUCCUGGACCAGCCCCUUCACACACUGCGCCACAUCCACUCCGAGCUCCAGGCCUGUGUCGAGGCUCAGCCCCCAGCAGGGCUCCGGCCCCGAGGCCGCCUCCACCACUGGCUGCACCGGCUCCAUGAGGCCCCAAAGAAGUCCCUCCGCUGCCUGGAAGCCUCUGUCAUGUUCAACCUCUUCCGCCUCCUCACCCGGGACCUGAAAUGUGUGGCUAGUGGAGACCUGUGUGUGUGA
Callorhinus ursinus (northern fur seal) is the source of this 576-nucleotide messenger RNA. RefSeq names its product interferon lambda-3-like. NCBI's taxonomy places the organism in Eukaryota, Metazoa, Chordata, Mammalia, Carnivora, Otariidae. Gene Ontology annotation, biological process: cell surface receptor signaling pathway via JAK-STAT; defense response to virus; positive regulation of immune response. Gene Ontology annotation, molecular function: cytokine activity. The record is from RefSeq and is a predicted model, not a curated record.